UACAGACUCUAUGGCCACUUCCAAAGCUUGUGUGUAAGACUGUUUUGGCAACUCUCUUCGUGCCUUUCGGAGACCUGAGAAAAACCCCUUGUCACUGCUGCUCUUCGAGGACUCCCAUGGCAAUGCUAAGCGAACAGCAAGUGCAAGGGAAGGUGCUGGAAUAUGAAGCUUUCAUCAGUGAUGUUCUGCAGAGAGAUCUCCAGAAAGUGUUGGAGCAGCGGGACGAAGUCUACGAGAAGAUCGCCCAAUACCUGCAGUUGAAGAACGUGAUUGAGCGGCUUCAGGAGACGGGAAGUCGGGAGUUGGUGACCCAAGUGGACCUUGGCUGCAAUUUCUAUGUCAACGCAGAAGUGCCGGACACUUCCACCAUCUUUGUGGCCCUGGGUUAUGGGUUCUACGCGGAGCUGACGCUGCCUGAGGCACUGGCCUUCAUUGAGAAGAAGAGCAAGCUGUUGAAUGAGAUUGCCGAGACCCUCACCAAAGACUCUGCCAAGAUCAAAGCCAAUAUCCGGAUGGUUUUAGAGGGUUUGCGUGAACUCCAAGGGCUUCAGGACCUCCCUGAGGAGAGCCGACAGGAAAUCAUCCUUUAAACACCUGCCUUUCCCACCCCCAGCCGGGGUGUGUGUGGGGAUCUUUCCGAUGUCUGAGAACGCUGGAAGAAGAGCCGGCCUCUUGUGCAGCGAGAACUGUGCUUGUAGCUGGAAAACACUUCUCAGUAAGGCCCAGUGAAUGGGAGGCGGCGAUUGGAAAUCGGGGAGGCGAGAGGUAUUUCUCAAGGGCAGGUUUGGGCAGAUUGGUUUCUAGCCGUGAGCUUUUGCCUCUUUUACCGAGGUGCUGCUUAGGAGCGAGCUCAUCUCGGUUGUUAGAAUCAAUAAAAGAUUCUGCGUUCUGAUC
Heteronotia binoei (common prickly gecko) is the source of this 894-nucleotide messenger RNA. RefSeq names its product ubiquitously expressed prefoldin like chaperone (gene UXT). The coding region runs from base 117 to 590 and encodes 157 amino acids. The record is from RefSeq and is a predicted model, not a curated record. Gene Ontology annotation, molecular function: transcription corepressor activity. The transcript is spliced from 7 exons. NCBI's taxonomy places the organism in Eukaryota, Metazoa, Chordata, Lepidosauria, Squamata, Gekkonidae. Gene Ontology annotation, biological process: negative regulation of transcription by RNA polymerase II.